This is a messenger RNA of Lathyrus oleraceus (garden pea), 942 nucleotides long. Its product is annotated as U11/U12 small nuclear ribonucleoprotein 31 kDa protein. Gene Ontology annotation, biological process: mRNA splicing, via spliceosome. The record is from RefSeq and is a predicted model, not a curated record. The transcript has a single exon. Gene Ontology annotation, cellular component: U12-type spliceosomal complex. Bases 1 to 834 code for a protein of 277 amino acids. Gene Ontology annotation, molecular function: RNA binding; zinc ion binding. NCBI's taxonomy places the organism in Eukaryota, Viridiplantae, Streptophyta, Magnoliopsida, Fabales, Fabaceae.
AUGUCAAGCAAGAAGAAACACAAACGAAAACACAGCGACAUCGAUGAAGACGACGACGUUUUCUACUACCGCUACUGCGCUUCGUCCUCAACCCCCAACACCACCACCGGCACCACAUCCAGUAAUCAACCCCAAUCAAAACCGAACAACAAAGGAUCAUCAAUAGGAGGAACAGGUGAACCCUUAGCACCAUCAAAAUCGACGCUAUACGUUUCUAAUCUAGAUUACUCCCUAACAAACUCCGAUCUCCAUACGCUCUUCUCUACUUUCGGCCGCAUCGCGCGUGUAACCGUUCUCAAAGACCGUCACACGCGCCUAAGCCGCGGUGUCGCGUUUGUCCAAUUCGUUUCUCGUAAUGACGCCCAACGCGCCGUGGCGGAGAUGAAUAAGAAGAUUCUCAAUGGAAGGACUCUAACUGCUUCUAUUGCUGCUGAUAAUGGACGUGCUCCGGAGUUUAUUCGGAAGCGCGUGUACAAUACUGAGACUGCUUUGUGUUAUGAGUGUGGGGGGCAUGGUCAUUUGUCGUAUGAGUGUCCUAAGAAUCAGUUGGGGCCGAGGCCGCGGCCUCAGCCUAAGAAGCCGCGACGGGGAUUUAGUGGGCUGAGGGAUAGGGAUGGGGAGGAGGAAGGUGAUGAUGAGGAGGAGGAGGGUGGUCAGAUUGCUGCGGAGCAGUUUGACGAUAAUUGGGCUUCUGUUGUGGAUGAUGAAGCGGGUGAAAGGUUGCUGGGGAGAAACAGAAAUGAUGAUGAGGGUUUGGACAACAACAAGACGAAGAAGAAAGGGAAGAAAGCUGGGUAUUUCAGUGAUGAGAGUGAUCAUGAUGAUGAUGAUUGAUCAUGACUAUGUAGCAUUGACACUUCAGAUUGAAGGUGUGUGUUUGGUAUUCCGCAUUACCGCAUUAUUCAACUAGUCCUGUGUGUCGUGUCUAUAUAUGUGCCAGUG